Trichoplusia ni (cabbage looper) is the source of this 3099-nucleotide messenger RNA. RefSeq names its product leucine-rich repeat-containing protein 74B-like. Gene Ontology annotation, molecular function: protein binding. The record is from RefSeq and is a predicted model, not a curated record. Lineage: Eukaryota; Metazoa; Arthropoda; Insecta; Lepidoptera; Noctuidae. The transcript has a single exon. The coding region runs from base 166 to 1836 and encodes 556 amino acids.
UAAAUUAUUAGAAUCUUAUUAUAUUUUACCUCUUUGCGGAAUGUGACAGAAAAAGCAGCUGUUUUUGACACUAGAAUGACAUUAUUAAUCAAGAUAUACACAGCAAGCAUCGUUCUUACUACCGCAACAUUUCUUUUAGUAUUUAAUUUAUUUAAAUAACCUAAUAUGACGGACAGCUCUACGUCGUCGAAAAAAUCUUCAGUUGAAGUAGUUUAUAAGAAAGUUGUAGAAGAUGAGUCCUCGGAAGAAGUCCCCAUGGAGGACUGGUCUUCUCUGGAGUUGGAUUUCGUUUAUUAUAACUUCAAACGUGACCUACACGAGCAAGGCCUGUACGACCCUGGCAGUGAGGAUAUAUGCGCCAAAUACAUAUGUAUGUCAGACAGUUCAGUCCUUCGUCAUGUGUAUUACAAUUAUCCAGCUGUUAAAGACCCCGGUAUAUUAGAAGCUUUAGAGCAACCAGAGCCCGUAGUUACAUAUGCUGAUGACGGCCAGGAUCUGUACCUAGCUGUGUGCAGAAUAAUGCAUAUAUGUCCCAUAAGGAUUUUUCAUAAAUCUUUGCUGAGUAAGACAAUUGAUUUAAAGUACUACGGGAUUUAUCCUAAAGGGUUUCGAGCUAUGGCUAUUGCUUUAAGUAGAAACACAUUUGUGAAAACUCUAGAUUUAACAGAUAAUUGGAUUCCUCACGAUGGAUGUCUCCAUUUGGGCGAAAUGAUUAAAGAGAAUGAUUCUUUAGUAGAGAUUGACUUCACUGGAUGCAGAAUUGGGCCUAGGGGUACACAGAUAUUGGCUCAUUAUCUUCGAUUCAAUCGCACUCUUCUCAAACUAAACCUUUCAGGGAAUGAAAUGGAAGAUACAGGAGCAGAAUUCUUAUCUAGUGCUUUAAGACUGGGAUCAAGACUAGUUGAUGUAAAUCUAAGCAGAAAUAAACUUUCUGCCAAAGCCGUUUAUUCUCUAUGCGAAGCUUUUGAGGUUUAUAACCGUUUAACUCAUCUGAAUUUAUCCUGGAACAUGAUAUUAUCCCCGAAAGCUGUGUUUACUUUGUGUAAUUAUCUUGCGGAAAAUAAAAGCUUCUCCGAAUUUGACUUAUCUUGGAAUUCGAUAGCGGGAUCUCGUGUGGGGCAGGCCAUUCAGACACUUCUUUCUAAUAAUAAGAUAAAUCGUGUAAUUUUAAACCACAAUAGACUUUCGGGUGAAGCUGUAAAGUUCAUAGGAUUAGGAUUAAUUAAAGCUAAAAAGUUAGAGACUCUUGACUUAUCAUUUAAUCCUCUUACUUCAAGCGAUGCCUUCAAUUUACUUGUUCGUUUAAAAGACCGCCGAGUUAAACUCAAGAAUCUGCUGCUUGAUAAUGUGAUAGUAGAAACGAAGUUCAUACAAACCCUUAAAGAAAUACAAAGAAUGAAAAGUCGUCAGAAAACUCUUGUCACCCACGGUUACGUAAAUCCCUCACAUAGUCCGAUGCCGACGGAUAUUCGACCUCUGCUGCUGAGGAGAGCCGAAGCUGUCGGUCAAGCAGCAAAGAAAAAGAGUCACAGGGUUGACGCUGCCUUAGUGUUUAUGCAAAUGUACAAGAUGAACCCAGAGCCGAUAAACAUAAAGGAGUUCUCUCGGUUAUCAUUAAUGCUAGGUUUGCAUCUAGGCGACCCAUUUGUCGACGAGAUGUACGACGCGUUCCCUGGUCCCAAGAGCGGGAAGCUCGUCAAAUUGAUCGACAUGGCUCAAGUUAUGGAGUUCGUGAAGAGGUUAUACCCUGACAGGCGGCUGCCCGCUACACCACCGUCUGCGUCCGCCCCACCUACCCCGCCACCCCCGAGCAAAGCGCAGGCAAAGUCACCCUAACUUAAAAUAUCGAUGGUCUUUAAAUAAUUUAUAAUUAAUCUAAGUGUUUUAGUAUGUAUACUUACGUUUAAUGAUAGUUUUAUUGUUAGAGAUAUUUACUUUUAGAUUAGAAUUUAUUUUAUAGUUGUGCAGGUAACGAUUAAAUGCUAAGAUUUUACGUGUUUUCUUUUUAUUUUGUUGUACAAUGAUAUUAAUGGUCAUUUACAUCGGGGAUAUGAGGCGCGUGAUGUUUCCACUGUGUGACGUCAACGUGUACAAUAUCGGUCUAAGGAGUUGUGUGCAGAAGACAUCAUUUUGUGACGACAGUUGCGGUAACAAUGUGAUUAGCAUGGCAAUAGGUGGCCUUGUCCGACUGUUAUGAAGAUCACGAUAUUGUAAGCGUGACCGAUUUAACGUGAAUACUACUUUACUAAGAAAUCCUUCUCGAAGCACAUUCAAUGUCGGUUUUUAUGAUCUAGAUUUAUAUUCAGAAUGUAACGGAUGUAGCCUAAUUCAUGAACAGAUUACUAGCCUUAAUGAUUAAUAUUACAAAUUGCAACACAAGCGCAUGGAGACGCGCUCCCGCCGGCGGCUGCGCGGGCGCACAGUAGCGUGCGUCACGCAACCUGGACUUGUCCGCUUUAUUAUUAUUUAUUGCUUUCAAAUAAUCUCCGACUAGAUAAUACUAUAGAAAAUGCCGCUCCGUAGCAUUCCAGUUAUGUGGGAUUUUGAGUGAGAUGUUAAAUGAUUCGAGCUGAUCGUUUCAUAUUGUGAUGUCCUGUGAUACGAUGCUAUCGGCGAGGGCUGUCGUGUCGACAGGGAUGGGUGUCGGGACGGCGCCUCUUUUGGAAUAAAUGAUUACUUUGCUCGUGAGUGUAAUAUAAAGUUUCGUAUUCGUUCGAUUUAUGGAAUUUAAUGUACUUUUUUUAUUUAUUUUAGACUCUUUUAUUUCGCCUCUUUAUGUCAGCGUUCGUAAAUGAAAUAAUGCACUAAAAUCUUUGAGAAAAGGUUUGCAUACCGAGACCUGUUAAACUACUAUUCUAUUUAAAUUUAAUGUUAGACAUGUAUAAUUGUGAACCCUAACUAGACAUAACAUUGAGCUCUUACGAAAGAAAUUCUCUGCACUAUAUAAUCUAGACUCGUAAUCUGAGACUGGAAUUCGCACUGGACUGCGGAACCGCGUUUGAAAUCUAGACUAUUUAUAAUAUGUUUCUUAAAUAUGAUGCUUGGGUUUGUUUUCGUAGUCUCAUAUUACGAAGAUGAGCAUAUUUUAUACUUUAUUAA